CGCCCGCUCUCUGCUUCCGACGUGAGCAGUGAAGACGGCGGAGAGGAGAAGAGGCAGCGACACACACAACUACACUUUUCGAAAGGGUUUUCAUGUGGACAACAUUAGCAAUAGCAUCUUCUGUGUGGAUCAAAAUAGGAAUUGUACGAUUAUCAGAUUCACAUUCCAGGACACACUGCUUUAUCUCCCAUUAUUUUCAUUUCAUUAUCUCCUGUUUCCAAAAUGCCUCGGAUUGAGAAUGACAUCAAGUUGGAUUUCAAGGAUGUCCUCCUCCGGCCAAAGCGAAGCACGCUUAAGUCUCGCAGUGAGGUUGACCUAUUGAGGAGCUUCACUUUCAGAAACUCCAAGGGCGACUAUAGAGGCAUCCCUAUCAUUGCUGCCAACAUGGAUACUGUGGGAACCUUUGAGAUGGCCCUGGCUUUGCACCAGUUCACUCUUUUCACCACAAUUCACAAACAUUACUCAGUGGAUGAAUGGGUGGAGUUUGCAACAAAGCAUCCUGAAUGCUUGGAGAGUAUUGCAGUCAGCACAGGGACAGGUGAAGGUGACUUUGAAAAGAUUACAGCCGUCAUAGCGGCUGUGCCUCAACUGAAGUAUAUCUGUGUAGACGUUGCAAACGGUUACUCUGAACACUUUGUGCAAUUUGUCAAAGACGUCAGGCAAAAGUUUCCUUCACAUACUAUCGUGGCAGGAAAUGUGGUAACAGGUGAGAUGGUAGAGGAGCUGAUCCUUGCUGGCGCUGACAUCAUCAAAGUAGGCAUCGGACCAGGAUCUGUGUGCACCACCCGCAAGAAGACAGGGGUGGGUUACCCCCAGCUUAGUGCAGUGAUUGAGUGUGCAGAUGCUGCCCAUGGACUGGGUGGCCACAUCAUCUCUGAUGGCGGGUGUACCUGCCCUGGAGACGUCUCAAAGGCUUUUGGUGCUGGAGCAGACUUUGUGAUGCUGGGUGGUAUGCUGGCAGGCCACUGUGAGAGUGGAGGUGAGACCAUAGAGAAAAACGGCAAGAAAUACAAGCUCUUUUAUGGCAUGAGCUCUGACACUGCGAUGAAGAAGCAUGCAGGUGGUGUGGCUGACUACAGAGCCUCAGAGGGGAAGACGGUGGAAGUUCCUUACAAAGGUCCUGUGGACAACACAAUACGAGACAUCCUAGGUGGGGUCCGCUCCACCUGCACCUAUGUUGGUGCGGGAAAGCUAAAGGAGCUGAGCCGCAGGACCACCUUCAUCAGAGUCACUCAGCAGCUCAACAAUGUCUUUGGCAGUAGCUAAAUGUCUGCUUUUUGCAUCAGAUGGAAGGAUAAGUCUGCACCACUGUAUGCACAAAUGAAGAGACACACACAUUAUUACUUAAAUACUGACCUUUUUAUCCUUUUGGUUACAUGUAAGUACAGAUUCAUAAUGUUGAUUUCAGUGCCAUUUUAGUAUAUAAAGCACAUAUCCGGUAUCAUAGACCCUGUUCAGGCAUGUUAUUAUAGGUAUAGGUCUAAAAGCACCCAAUGAGUCACUCAAAAACCACAUGAGGAAAUGCAGUUCUUCAUUUAUUUGUAGCCACUCCCACAAUAUUGACACUGUUUAUUACUUUAUUUCUUUUUCUAACUGAUACACUCUGAACAGUGUGAGCAGAGUUGAAUUCCUCAGCUCCUCCUGAAUCUUAACUGGUUUCAAGGUAUACCACUGUAUUAAGAAGUCGAGUGAUCAAAACCCCCAAAAUUUUCUGUCAUACCAUGCCGUAGUUAUGAGCUGUUUUAAUGACUCCUCAAAAACAGAGUGCAGGUAGCACUCAUACAGUCCCUCGCCUACUCUGUACUGCUCACAUGCAAACAAACAGGACAGACACAUAUUUACAGUCAGAACCAGUUUUGUUUGUUCUCACAGAGACAUGACGUCAGUGUUUAUUUGAAUACAAUGCAAGUUAAACUCAAUCCAGUCACAUGUGAUCACAAGAGACACAUCCAGGAAGUGUGUUACGCUGCCCAUGUAUGAUUGGAUCACUCAGGAUAGACGUUUGUACCAGGUCUGAACAGGGCAGUUGUCUCUAUGCAGUAAGAUAUAAGUUGGAGCAGUAUCUCUUAAGCUUUUUGCAUGUCUGCAGUCUCAUCAUUCCAAUGCAACAUCCUUACAAAUUCUUCUUACACAUACAGUAUGCAAAGCUGUGUAAUGAGAUUGUAUUGACAGCCUUUGUCACCAAAAAUGAAAUGAUAUCAAAAGCCUUAUUUAUGUGACUGCUGGUUACUUGAAAAGUGAACCAUUUUUAAAAAAUGUAAUCAUUCCAUUUUGUUGCACUUUAAUGAUUUGAGAGUCGUAAGUUUCUCUUAUUGUUAUUAGUAUCAUAUGUCCCCUUCGGCAUGUACUACUGAACAUGCAUCUUCAUUAGUAAGAUUUGUAUGAAUUAAUAUAUGAAUUUGCUGUAAAUUCAGUGUGACUUCAGUAAAAGGGCACUAAAUUCAUAAUAUACAGAUUUUCCAUCUUUGGUUUUAGCUGCUCUUGAUCUAUACCAAUGUUUUUUAGUGACGCACACCUUUAAAUAGGUUUGAGAUGAAUAGCUUUUAAAUAAGCAGUCAUUCCUCUAGAGUUUUUCACUGCCAGUUUACGGUGUCACUUCAGUGUCUGUUGUCACUCAAUUUCAAUAUGUUCUUCCGUCAUCUUUGGUUUUGUUUGUUUUGUGCAAAAGUAUUUAUAUGUUGCCAAAACAUAAAAUGAACUUUGUAAUUGACUUCCACCUCUUAACCUUUUUAUUUAGUCAAUAAAAGCAUUCCACAGCUUAAAAUUUCA
Solea solea (common sole) is the source of this 2769-nucleotide messenger RNA. It is a transcript of the gene gmpr2, whose product is annotated as guanosine monophosphate reductase 2. Bases 223 to 1266 code for a protein of 347 amino acids. Gene Ontology annotation, biological process: nucleotide metabolic process. Gene Ontology annotation, molecular function: GMP reductase activity. The transcript has 11 exons. Gene Ontology annotation, cellular component: GMP reductase complex. NCBI's taxonomy places the organism in Eukaryota, Metazoa, Chordata, Actinopteri, Pleuronectiformes, Soleidae. The record is from RefSeq and is a predicted model, not a curated record.